Molecule: messenger RNA, 995 nt
Organism: Lepisosteus oculatus (spotted gar)
Lineage: Eukaryota; Metazoa; Chordata; Actinopteri; Semionotiformes; Lepisosteidae
Source: RefSeq, a predicted model, not a curated record
GAGAAACUGAAAAUCCACAUCAAGUCUUCAUCGACAACGACCAGCCCCCGAGACAACAAUCGGAGCCCAGGGAAUAUUCAGGAGAGGGAAUGAGGCUGUGUGAUCCAUGGAUUAUCUGUGCACUGGGACUUCUCUGCAUCCCACAUCUGGGAGCUGUCCCAGAGUGUCCACUUGAGAUCAGCCCUCAGAGAGCUGUGGUGAGAUAUGGGGACCCAGUGACAGCGAACUGCACUACAACACAGACAGCCAGAGGAAUAGGCUGGGAGGCUCCAGUUGGAGCUACAGGCAUGAAAACAGGUGUCCAGUCUGUCACCUGGAAUGUCAGCAGUCUGACUGAUUGGACUGUAGAGCCUACGUGCUACGGAGACUUCAAUACUGAGCCCAGGGAGUGCAGGAAGAAUCUCAACAUCAGUCUGUACAAGUCCCCGGACAGUGUCUCUCUCAGCUCUGACGGCCCAGUGGAUCAGAUGGUGGAGGGGAGACAGUACCAGCUGCAGUGUGAGGUCCAGAACAUUGCUCCCGUUCAGUACCUCACUGUGAACUGGUACAGAGGACAGACACUGAUUCACAGUCAGACCUUUUCUCACAACACUACUAGAACACCUGUGAAUGUGUCUGUGAGACACCUGUUCACCGCUGACAGAGCUGACAAUGGACAGCAGUUCACCUGUGAGGCAGAGCUCAACCUGGGACCAGAAGGACCACAGCCCCCUCCUGCAACGAGGGCAAAACCCUUGAAGGUUACAGUGCUGUAUAGACCUGUGAUCACUUGUCCUCCCAGCGCCACUGUGAAAGAGGGUCAGAUUCUUGUGAGCAGUGACCUCUGUACAGCUGUGGGAAACCCUCCCCCUGACACCCAGUGGUUGAUAGAGGGCCAAGAGAUUGAGCCCAAUGAUCCCCUGUCCAGGAGAGAUAUUGGACAGUUCACCUUUGAGGCUGAAAACGAAUAUGGAAAAGUGACACAGAAUGUGAUCAUCACUGUGGAGUGUAAGUAA